AUGGCCUCAUCCGAUCCCAACGCAAAGUACCAAAGCCCUCUGACUUCGCGGUACGCGUCUCCCGAGAUGUCCGCCAACUUCUCCAACAACAAGCGCUUCGGCACAUGGCGUCAGCUCUGGUACAACCUGGCAUUAGCCGAGAAGCAACUGGGUCUGGCCGGCAUCAGCACAGAGGCACUCUACCAGAUGCGCGCCAACCUUGAUAACAUCGACUACGAAAUCGCCACUGCUGAGGAGAAGAAGCGUCGCCACGAUGUUAUGGCGCACGUGCAUACCUUUGGAGUAGCCGCACCGGCGGCCGCCGGCAUCAUCCACUUGGGUGCCACGUCGUGCUUUGUUACGGAUAACGCUGAUCUGAUUAUUUUCCGCGACGCAAUGGACCUGCUGAUUGCCAAGCUGGUCUGUGUGAUCAACGAUCUAGCUGCAUUUGCCACCAAGUACCGUAGCUUGCCGACCCUCGGGUUCACGCACUUCCAGCCAGCGCAGCUGACGACCGUCGGUAAGCGCGCGACACUGUGGCUGCAGGAGCUGCUCUGGGAUCUGCGUAACAUGCAGAGGGCGCGCAAUGACCUUGGGUUCCGCGGCGUCAAGGGUACUACUGGAACCCAGGCGUCCUUCCUGACACUAUUCAACGGCGACCACGACAAGGUUGAGCAGCUGGACGCUCUGGUUACCGAACUUAGUGGAUUUAAGGAGUGCUACCCGGUGUGUGGCCAGACGUACUCGCGCAAGGUCGAUGUUGACUUUAUGUCGCCGCUGGCAUCGUUCGGUGCCACUGCUCAUCGCAUUGCCACGGAUAUCCGUCUGCUGGCGAACCUCAAGGAGAUCGAGGAGCCGUUCGAGAAGGACCAGAUUGGGUCUUCAGCGAUGGCGUAUAAGCGUAACCCAAUGCGGUCUGAACGCAUCUGCUCGCUGUCGCGCCACCUGAUGGUGCUCAUCGGCAAUGUGCACCAGACUGCUGCAGUGCAGUGGCUGGAGCGUACCCUGGAUGACUCGGCCAACCGCCGCAUUAGCAUUCCCGAGGCCUGCCUGACCGCCGAUAUCGUGCUGACCACGCUGCAGAAUGUUGUUGACGGCCUGGUCGUGUAUCCGCAGGUUAUCAGCCGCCGUAUCCGCAGCGAGCUGCCGUUCAUGGCUACUGAAAACUUUAUCAUGGCCAUGGUCAAGAAGGGAGGUGACCGCCAGGAGUGCCAUGAGGAGAUCCGCGUGCUGUCCCAUCAGGCUGCUGCUGUUGUUAAGCAGGAGGGCGGCGAGAAUGACUUGAUUGAGCGUGUGAAGAACUCGCCGUACUUUGCCCCGAUUAAGGAUGAGCUGAAUGAGCUGCUUGACCCUGCUACUUUCAUUGGCCGUGCGCCUGAGCAGGUCGACAACUUUAUCACCAAAUACGUCAAUCCUGCGCUUGCGCCCUACGCGGACAUCAUUGCUGCGAAGAAGCCCGCUGAGCUGUCGGUCUAA
Molecule: messenger RNA, 1455 nt
Organism: Kickxella alabastrina
Lineage: Eukaryota; Fungi; Kickxellomycota; Kickxellomycetes; Kickxellales; Kickxellaceae
Product: adenylosuccinate lyase
Exons: 1
Coding region: 1-1455 (484 amino acids)
Biological process (GO): 'de novo' AMP biosynthetic process
Cellular component (GO): cytosol
Molecular function (GO): (S)-2-(5-amino-1-(5-phospho-D-ribosyl)imidazole-4-carboxamido) succinate lyase (fumarate-forming) activity; N6-(1,2-dicarboxyethyl)AMP AMP-lyase (fumarate-forming) activity
Source: RefSeq, a predicted model, not a curated record